Amphimedon queenslandica is the source of this 2697-nucleotide messenger RNA. RefSeq names its product AMP deaminase 2-like. Gene Ontology annotation, biological process: IMP salvage; AMP metabolic process. Gene Ontology annotation, cellular component: cytosol. The coding region runs from base 47 to 2626 and encodes 859 amino acids. NCBI's taxonomy places the organism in Eukaryota, Metazoa, Porifera, Demospongiae, Haplosclerida, Niphatidae. The transcript is spliced from 19 exons. The record is from RefSeq and is a predicted model, not a curated record. Gene Ontology annotation, molecular function: AMP deaminase activity.
CUUCCCCAAACAACGCCAUCAUUCUAAUUUGUGCUGCUUUAAAAGGAUGAAUGAACCUAAAGUUAGCUCUAAUUCUGUGCCUACGUCUCCUCUUGUCUUGAGGAAGACGAGCAGUUCCGGGAAGGCUUACUCCGUAUCUCCCAGCGCCAUGGAGAUAGGAGGAGAGAGAGAGGCCCAGAGAAUGAUGGAACACAGCCGGGCAUCGAGACUAUCUGGAUCCAGUCCCUUGGGAUCUUAUUCCGAGGAAGAAACAGCUGUGUUUCACAAGUUAGCUAAGAAGUUACACAAGAAAGAAUCAAAAUCAGUUUUUGUUAAUGAUGUUGGAGCUGCCAUUAGAUCUCUUUCAGUCUCGUCUGAUGGUAAUAGCAAAAAGCCAACUUUUCACAAGCAGCCUGAAGUGUCUGUUGAAAGUGACAAAGAGAGCACUGAUGAUGAAUUAGAGAUGGCAACAUUUGUCUCAACUGAACACUACACACCAGAGCCCAAUGCAUUGAAUGCUCCUUACGAAUACUUUGGAGACAGGAACGAGAGCUUGGCUGACAUACAGUCUUUUGCUACUGAUCUUAAAAGUGCUACUCAGAUGAGCAUGAAGUUUGUUGAGUCUGGUGUAUGUCUCAAAGUUCCAUUCAACCGAGUCACCAUCACUCCAGCUGCUGACAUCCCAGCCAGUGAAUCAACUGAUGGUGAUGCCAUUCCCUCUAAUCUAGCAGGAGUAACAGAAUCAGAUUUCAAGGAGGCGCAGCAGUACCUCAUCAGUGCUUUGAAGAUAAGACGUAAAUACAUGAGCAUGAGCCAUCAAGGUUUUUGUGAAACAACUGCUAAGAUGCUUGACAGUGACAUUAUCCCCAGCAGUGCAUUCUGUACAGAUACUGAUCAGGCAGUUACAGCUGGUGGCGAUGUUAUUCACAUACCCACGGGGUGUAGCCCUGUGCCUAAUUUUCUGCCACAUGACGUCCCUUUCAAGUCGAAGCUUAACUUUGAGGUAAAGAUGGUUAGAGGGUUCAUUCAGCUAAGGGCUACGGGAGACCAGGAGAAUAUAGAAGAGAAAGAAAUUGCAAAUGAUAACUUUCUGAAUGAUCCAAGGACAAUGGAGGCAGUGAGAGAGGACUUUAUUAAAGAUUAUAAUAUACUGCUGGCUCUUUCUAUCCAUGGGCCUAUCAAGUCUUUCAGCUACAGGAGGUUAGGGUAUCUCGAUUCACGGUUUCACCUGCAUGUGAUGCUUAACGAACUGAGAGAGCUCAAAGCACAGAAGUCUGUUCCCCAUCGUGACUUUUAUAAUGUCAGAAAGGUUGAUACUCAUAUUCAUGCUUCUUCCUGCAUGAACCAGAAGCACCUUUUACGCUUCAUGAAGAAGAAGAUCAAGGAGUGUCCCGGCGAGGUUGUCAUUAAUAACAGAAAAGAGAAGAAGACUCUCUCUCAAGUGUUUGAGGAUAUGAAUCUCAGAGCCUAUGACCUUAACGUUGAUAACCUUGAUGUGCAUGCAGAUCGAAAUACGUUUCAUCGUUUUGACAAGUUCAAUGCCAAGUAUAAUCCGAUUGGAAAGAGCAAAUUGAGAGAAAUAUUCAUAAAAACUGACAAUGACAUUGGAGGGAGCUAUUUCGCUCAUAUAAUCAAGGAAGUGAUGGACGACCUUACUGAGAGCAAGUAUCAAAUGGCUGAACUUCGUAUUUCCAUAUAUGGACGCUCGCCUGACGAGUGGGACAAACUUGCCAAGUGGGCGGUGACCCACAACCUGUUCUGUGAUAACGUUCGCUGGCUCAUACAAGUACCAAGGAUAUAUGAUAUUUACAAGGAUAGGAACAUGGUUGAGAAUUUCAAUCAGAUAUUGGAGAAUUUGUUUGUGCCUGUCUUUGAGGCAACUCUGGAUCCGUCCUCACACCCGUUCCUUUCAAGAUUUCUUAAUCAGGUAACAGGGUUUGAUAGUGUUGAUGAUGAGAGUAAGCCGGAGAGUCAUUUCUUUCACCAAACCUCACCCGAUCCUACCCAUUGGACCCACACUGAUAAUCCUCCUUAUGUCUACUACGUGUUCUAUAUGUAUGCUAACAUUUGUCUCCUCAACAAACUCAGAAAGAUAAGAGGAUUGCACACUUUUCAGUUGCGGCCCCAUUGUGGUGAAGCAGGUCCUGCUCAUCACCUGAUAACUGCAUUCAUGUUGGCUGAGAACAUUUCACAUGGUUUGAUGUUGAGAAAGGUACCAACUCUACAGUAUUUAUACUAUUUGGCUCAGAUUGGCAUUGCCAUGUCACCACUGAGUAACAAUUCCCUGUUUUUGGAUUAUCAUCGCAAUCCGUUGCAUCAGUACUUUCAACGUGGUCUCCUAGUGUCUCUUUCUACUGAUGAUCCACUUCAGUUUCAUUUUACUAAGGAGCCUUUAAUGGAGGAGUACAGCAUCGCAGCACAAGUGUGGAAACUCAGCCCUUGCGACAUGUGUGAGCUGGCAAGGAACUCUGUCCUAAUGAGCGGCUUUGAACAUAACGUCAAGCAGUAUUGGUUGGGUCUCCGAUAUCAAGAGGAGGGGCCUGGAGGUAAUGACAUCACACGUACCAACGUACCCAACAUUCGUGUCGCCUAUCGCCACGAGACGCUCGUUGAGGAACUCAAACAUAUUUUGUACGGACACGAAUGAUGAGAGAGAUUUGGCAUUAGUUUUGUUUGUGUGAUUCAAUUUUAUUCCAUGAUCAAUAGAUAAUGAUUAAA